This is a messenger RNA of Opisthorchis viverrini, 747 nucleotides long. RefSeq lists its product as hypothetical. Gene Ontology annotation, cellular component: nucleus. The coding region runs from base 10 to 747 and encodes 245 amino acids. The record is from RefSeq and is a predicted model, not a curated record. The transcript has a single exon. Lineage: Eukaryota; Metazoa; Platyhelminthes; Trematoda; Opisthorchiida; Opisthorchiidae.
CUGUCCGGGAUGCCCCACAAGAUCGCCCGAACUGAUGGUGAUGUCGUUCAACCGACCGUACAACUUGAUUUGGAAGGCUUCACUCCGUCUGAAUCUGAUGUAGAUGGCAUUGCCAUGUUACUAAAACAUCUGUUUCAUUCGUCCCCGACAGCGAAGGAACUCGCGGACUAUAUAGUGGAACACAGCCACUGUGCGACUGUCGUGAGACCCUCUGAGGAAUCAGGGGAUGAAUCGGAUGAAGAUACCGACGAUCCAGCUAUUGUCCUCUCCUUGACCACGGCUGUCAGUUUGGCUGCAGCGGAAGGUGAAAAACACAGCGUCAUAAAGCAACUUCGUCAAUUCCUCAUGGACAUCAUAUCCGAUGCAGAGGCCUGUGCUGAAAAAGAUACUUUGCUUAAUUAUUUUUCUCCAUCCUCGCCCUCAAGGUUAUUCCUUCUUCUGAACGAACGUUUCGACACUUUCCCUCUGUCCAUAUGUGCUGACGCCGUUGCCGGUCUUCCAGCCGAGUUGAAAGAAGCUAAUCUUAAUCCGACCGACCUGCUACUCUUCACUCGAGCCCAUCGAGCCCACGGAGAGAUUGAAUACGCUUAUCCAGAAGUGGAAAAGAUUAUCCCCUUCUCCAGUGUACAUCUCGAAGUCACCAACAAAUCGGCCACUGAUGAAGAAGACUUCAACACGUUUUUCCUAUCGAUCUUACCGAUGAGCCGAUUUCCAGAUGUACUGGAAAACUUACGCCGAGACUUGUAA